Messenger RNA from Thecamonas trahens ATCC 50062, 1243 nucleotides. Its product is annotated as 60S ribosomal protein L3. Gene Ontology annotation, cellular component: ribosome; cytosolic large ribosomal subunit. Gene Ontology annotation, molecular function: structural constituent of ribosome; RNA binding. The transcript has 2 exons. Bases 20 to 1222 code for a protein of 400 amino acids. NCBI's taxonomy places the organism in Eukaryota, Apusomonadida, Apusomonadidae. The record is from RefSeq and is a predicted model, not a curated record. Gene Ontology annotation, biological process: ribosomal large subunit assembly; translation.
CUCUCGCACAUUUCAACAAAUGUCGCACCGUAAGUUCUCUGCCCCCCGCCAUGGGUCGCUCGGGUUCCUUCCGCGCAAGCGCGCGAAGCGCGUCCGCGGGCGCAUUCGCCGCUUCCCGCGUGACGAUGCGUCGCUCCCGCCGCACUGCACUGCGUUCAUGGGCUACAAGGCCGGCAUGACGCACAUUGUGCGCGACAUGGACAAGCCCGGCUCGAAGAUCCACAAGAAGGAGGUCCUCGAGGCUGUGACGAUCAUCGAGACUCCCCCGAUGGUUGUGAUCGGCAUUGUCGGCUACGUCGAGACCCCGCGCGGCCUCCGCGGCCUCACCACUGUGUGGGCGCAGGAGCUUUCGACUGAGGUCAAGCGCCGGUUCUACAAGAACUGGUACCGCUCGAAGAAGAAGGCGUUCACCAAGUAUGCCGCCAAGAUGAACUCGGGCAAGAAGUCCCUUGACGUCGAGUGCGCUCGCAUCGAGAAGUACUGCAAGGUUGUGCGCGUCAUCGCCCACACCCAGCCGUCGCGCACCUCGCUCCGCCUCAAGGCCGCCCACAUCAUGGAGAUCCAGAUCAACGGUGGCUCGAUCGCCGACAAGGUCGCCUUUGCGCGCACCCUCCUCGAGAACCCGCUCACCGUCGACCAGGUGUUCAACAAGGACGAGAUGAUCGACACCAUUGCCGUCACCAAGGGUAAGGGUUUCGCUGGCGUCAUUGCCCGCUGGGGCGUCUCGCGCCUCCCGCGCAAGACCCACCGUGGUCUCCGCAAGGUCGCCUGUAUCGGUGCCUGGCACCCCGCCCGCGUGUCGUUCUCUGUCGCGCGUGCUGGUCAGCAGGGCUUCCACCACCGUACCGAGAUCAACAAGAAGGUCUACCGCAUCGGCCGUGGCAUCCACACCGACGAGCAGGGUAACCGCGUCUUCAACAACGCCUCGACCGACGUCGACAUCACCAAGAAGUCGAUCACGCCGAUGGGUGGCUUCCCGCACUACGGUGUUGUCCGCGAGGACUUUGUCAUGAUCAAGGGUAACUGCCCGGGUGUCCGCAAGCGCGUCAUCACCCUCCGCAAGUCGCUCUUUGCCCAGACCAACCGUGCCGCCACCGAGCAGGUCUCGCUCAAGUUCAUCGACACCUCGUCGAAGAUGGGCCACGGCCGCUUCCAGACCAAGGCCGAGCGCCUCGCCUUCGAGGGCCCGCGCAAGACCAAGACGACCUACGUCGAGGAGUAAAAAAUGUCUUUCAGGCAAAUA